CUUUUACUGCACAUGUGCGAUACGUAUUCAGUUCAUAACCUUUGGUAGAUACAUAGUUAAAAUAGAAAUCGAUCGUUUUGUUUCUAUUCUUGUGAAUUAGGUCGGACUUUUUCAUUAUAGCACGUGCUCAGAGCGUUUUUUGAGAUCUAUGAAGUCAGUCAUGUAAGCGUAUAGAUAAGAAAUGUACGUUUCUUUUCUAUGUAUCCGCACAAUAUUUACAGCUCAUUUAUUAUCUUUAGAGCUCGUUCAAUAAACAAGUAUCAAGAUUGUUUAUUACGAUUUAGAAAAUGAAGACGCAAAUAUUAAUUACCGUGGUUGGGUUGUUAUUAGCAACGGCAUCAUCGAUGCAUAUACACAAUGCUGUGGAAACUGAGAUGUUUGCUAUACCAAUCAGUCCUAAUUUGUUUAACUGGACAUAUCAAGAAUUCGACCAGCAAUAUCGUUUUCACGCGUCACUAAAAGGCAAGCCCGAGUUGCCGUCGUGGCUUCGGUAUAUAUACAGCGGAAGACACCAUUCAGGUUUCAUAUUUGGUACGCCACCGAGAGGAACUAAGAAACCAAUUAUGCUAGAGGUAAUAGGUCUGAACCGCCAAGACUAUGAGACACGCCGUGUUCUUAUAACUCUAAAGGUACAGCCAAAGGAGAAAAUGGCGCGGCAUGAAGUUGAACUUAAAAUAGAUAAUCUCAAUGUUGAAGACCUGCUUGAUGAGCACAGAAUGUCACGUCUAAAGGAUAUAUUACGGACGAAAUUGUGGACGGAGAGCAAUCAAGAUUUGUACACUACGUUUCUGGCAUCCGCGAUCGAUUUAGGUGCUAGGUUACCGCUGAAACCAGAAGACGGUGAAGGACUCGUUGUCCGCCUCGGAAGCUCUGUACCAUUCUCUUCGGAACUAAAAAGGUUGCGAGAAGAGGUGAGGCCUUUGUCACGUCUGCCCAGUUGCCCAAGAGAAUAUAAAAGAACUACUGUGGAGAGAUUGUUUAGAGAUGCCGGGUUGACAUUGGAUUGGUGUAGUUUUGAGUUGUACAACACAGUUUACAAGGAUCACGCUACUGAACAUCUUGAGUACCUAACUGAAAUACCAAAUACCAGUAAAUCUGCGAAGUCGUUUAAAGCCCUGGACACACGAGAUGAAUGGACAGCGCCCAGCAAGCAUGCGCUACCUUCACGUAGCUACACGAAACAGUUGACGGCUGCAGUGGCUAUACCACUUUUGCUGUUGUUAUUGUCAGUGGCCGCUUUGACCUCUGUAUUGUGUUUCCAUUACGCUGCUGUAAGGGAUCCAGAGUCAGAGUAUUUCUUAGAGAAUAUAUUUCAUAUAUGUAUAGAAUAUAGAAGGAGACGAAGGGCACACAAGUCCAGCAAAGUGGAACUGUGUCGGUACGGGACAGGCAACUCUGAGCAGACUCAAGUCGCCGCCGACAACACCAGUGCCAAAAGUCACGGAGUUAGCCCCAACAAUAGUCUUGCUCGACCGUACAGCCCCAAAUCAACGACCAACAUUGCUGGCAGCUACAACCGUCCCCAACCGCCACCGUAUAUGGGCUCCACCACGAAUUCACUUCACCACAGAAAAUCUGGUAACAUUGACAAAACUCCAUCAACGAGCGGUCACACGCCUGAGCACCGCGGUCAUCUUCUAGAAGAAUCCUUGAAAUUACUAAACGAAGCGAAUAUCAACUCUGAAUUCGAUAAACUACCGAUUUUAAAAGAUCCCAUACUCGAUUUGGCUGAUGGGACCGAAGAUUAUGUACCUAUAAAACCAGACCACACCGGUUAUGUCCCGAUAAAACCAGAUACAGCCGGUUAUGUCUCGAUGAAGGCGGAUUUGGAUGAUAUAGACGUGCCAGACUUGACUAAAUUUGGAAUCGUUGGCCCUAUUUGACAUGAGGUGUCGACGGACGGAAAACCGCCCGUCAAAACGUGGUUCUGUUAAAGCUAUUUGCUUAUAGUUACCUAAUUGUAACUUUUCGUAUAUCAUAUCAAUACAUACCUAGGUAUAUCUGUUGUACUUAGUCAAUACUUAGCCAACAAUUAAUGUGGAUAGAAUUACUAAGCAACUAAACCAGAAAAAAAACUACCGAAAUUUUUGAGAUAAAUUAUGAAGGAGUGAUAGUCUGCAGCAAUAAAGAACUACGUGGCAAGAAGAAUAACUAUCGACAGAAAAAAAGGAAUAAAAAAUCAAUAAAUAUGAGAUAUAUCAUUUCAACAAUCAUAUAUCUCAAAUACGUAGUAAAUAAAAUAUAUAAGUAGGUAAUUGUUAAAUAUUUAUUGUCAAUUAUCAUUACACGAUUUAUUAAAUAUAUUAAGAAUUUGAAAUGUAGACAAGGGCCAGCGUUCGUCUGUGGUACAGAUAACAGCAUAAAUAUAAUAGCCAGGGCCGGCUUUAAUUCUAAUUGGCACCUUCGGGCAAAUUUUUCUAGACAGUACACAUGAUGGAAAAUAGUAACUAUCUGUAGAAGACAUUAGAAGAUUCACUUGGAGUCUUCAAACAUUGCUAUUUCUGAGGCCUGAUUUUCAAAAUUAAAGACCAUGCAAGAAUAACUGCUUAGUAACAUGCUCGUAAACGAAGUUACAAUCAACAGCAGUCAUUUACUGUAUCGUCAGCGAGUGUUUGCCCUUAUCAUACUUACAUAUAAUAAAAUAUUAUGUAUAAAUGAAAAUGAACCUAGUCAACUAUCUAGUCAAUACUGAUCGUGAAUUAUACAAUUUUAACUAUUAUUUGUGACCAUUGAUAUUCAAUUAAGUAAUUUAAUAAAGUAGAUGUUUUAUAUUAA
Molecule: messenger RNA, 2775 nt
Organism: Galleria mellonella (greater wax moth)
Lineage: Eukaryota; Metazoa; Arthropoda; Insecta; Lepidoptera; Pyralidae
Gene: Scgalpha
Product: epsilon-sarcoglycan
Exons: 10
Coding region: 288-1883 (531 amino acids)
Cellular component (GO): sarcoglycan complex; membrane
Source: RefSeq, a predicted model, not a curated record